Molecule: messenger RNA, 3637 nt
Organism: Malurus melanocephalus (red-backed fairy wren)
Lineage: Eukaryota; Metazoa; Chordata; Aves; Passeriformes; Maluridae
Gene: RNF214
Product: ring finger protein 214
Exons: 15
Coding region: 334-1848 (504 amino acids)
Molecular function (GO): ubiquitin-protein transferase activity
Source: RefSeq, a predicted model, not a curated record
GCUCAGGUCGAUGGUCCCGACCCGCCGCGCCUCUGCGAGCCCGGCCCCGCCGCGCCGCCCGGCAGCGGGAGCCCUCUCUCCGGCCCGGAGAGCCCCAGCGAGCCCGGUCCCGGCGGUGAGGCGGACCCCGAGGCCGCCCCCGGCCCCGGCGGCGAUGCGGAGCCCGGGAGCGGCGGCGCGGAGGCCGCGGGGCAGAGCGGAGCGGCGGCCGAGGAGCCCGACGAGGAGGCGGCCCCGGCCCGGCCGUCGCAGAACAUCGCGGUGCAGACUGACUUCAAGGCGGCCGAUGCAGAUGUGAACACRGACCAGGACAUCGAGAAGAGCUUGGACAAGAUGAUGUCUGAGCGGGCCUUGCUGAAGGAGCGCUACCAGGAGGUGUUGGACAAACAGAGGCAGGUGGAGAACCAGCUGCAGGUCCAGCUCAAACAGCUCCAGCAGCGGAGGGAAGAGGAGAUGAAAAACCACCAGGAGAUUCUGAAAGCGAUUCAGGAUGUUACGAUCAAGCGAGAAGAGACCAAGAAGAAGAUGGAGAAAGAGAAGAAAGAAUUCCUGCAGAAAGAGCAGGAUCUCAAAGCUGAAAUUGAGAAACUCUGUGAGAAAGGCAGAAGGUUGCUGAAGGAACAGGAGGAGAAGGAGAACAAGAUUGCAUCCCUGAUCGCAGAGCAGUCUGAUGAGAAGCAGCUGUGGGAGAUGGAGCUGGACAAGCUGAAGAACCAGCACAACGAAAUCAACAGGAACAUUCUCGAGGAGACAGAACGGGCCUGGAAAGCAGAGAUCCUGUCCCUGGAGAGCCGGAAGGAGCUGCUGGUGUUGAAACUAGAAGAAGCAGAAAAAGAAGCAGAGCUACACCUCACCUACCUCAACUGUGCUUGCAGGUCUGCACCACCCACGCUGGAGACCAUGAGGCCAAAGCAGGAGUGGGAGAUGAGGCUCAACAGGAUACGAAUGACCAAGCAAAGUGUCAGAGAUCAGUUCAACGACCACAUCCAGAUGGUGAGGAAUGGCACAAAGCUGAGCAGCCUCCCCCAGAUCCCGACGCCGACGCUGCCUCCUCCGCCUUCGGAAACAGAUUUCAUGCUGACGGCAUUCCAGCCCAGCCCAUCCCUGACUCCACGGCUCCCCUUCCCCAUCGGCCCYGUCCCCGUCCCCAUGGUCAUGCCCAGCGCCGACCCUCGGGCGCUCUCCUUCCCCCUGCUGAACCCCGCCAUCUCCAGGCCCAACCAGCCSUCCCCGCCCCUGCCUGCUUCCCAAGGGAGGAACAGCCCGGUGGUGGCAUCGCUGAUGGGCACGCACAGCCCUCACAUGGCUCCUGCUGCCUCCAUCCCUCCUCCGCCCGGCCUCGGAGGGGUGAACGUGGCCCCAGAGUUCCACCGGCCCCAGCCGGCCGACAAGCUGGAGAAGCUGCUGGAGAAGCUGCUGACUCGAUUUCCACAGUGCAACAAGGCCCAGCUGACCAACAUCCUGCAGCAGAUCAAGACUGCCCGGAGGACCAUGGCCGGCCUGACCAUGGACGAGCUGAACCAGCUGGUGGCGGCCAAGCUGGCGGAGCAGCAGGAGCGGGCAGCGGCCGGGGCCCAGCCUCUGGGCCGGAUCAGGGCCCCCAUGUUCUCUGCUCCUCUGCCUCAGAUCAGCACGCCCAUGUUCCUGCCCCCGGCACAGGUCGCUUACCCUGGAACAGCGUCACACACCCCAGCUGCCUGUAAGCUGUGUCUGAUGUGCCAGAAGCUGGUGCAGCCCGGUGACCUUCACCCCAUGGCCUGCUCACACGUGCUGCACAAGGAGUGCAUCAAAUUCUGGGCACAAACCAACACGAAUGACACUUGCCCCUUCUGCCCAAGCCUCAAAUGACGGCUGCUGGGACAACGUGGGCCCCCRGGAGGAGUUGCUGUGAAUAGCCAGGAUCAGUUCUAAGAUUUCUACAGUUCUAUAUUUAUACGAUCAUGUAUACACAUGUACAUUUUUAUUAUAUAGGGUAAUGUGUGUAUAGAAAGUCUGUAUACAUACAAAUUCAUAAAUAAAGUGUGUAUAUUAUGCAGUGAUUUGCUGCUGCUCCUCAUUUCUUAGUCUGCAGCCCUGCUGGCUUCUUCCAAAWGAGGGUCAGUGUUCCCUGGGAACUGCCUCAGCCACCUCUUCCCAUUUGGAUCCCAUCAGCUCCUUUUCCAGGGCCAUCCCUUAUGUCUGGAUACCUCUGCCAGUCAUCACCUGUUUUUUCCCCUCAUGCCAAUGAACAGCUUGAAGAGCCGAUUUUUUGUGGUCAUUUUUUUAAUGUCAUAAUAAUUUACCGUGUUAACAUUCAUUGUUCUUACAUAGACACUGGGUUACAGAGUACUGGAGCCUCCAGCGACAGCCCAUGGUCCCGUCCCGUCCUGUCCCCUGCUGUCACCGGGCCUGGGGAGGGAGCGGACGGACGYGGCUGCGCUGCAGCUCAGGAUAAACCAACCUGGGCCAAUUCCUGCGUUCCCCUCUGCUGUCCCUCCUGAAGCACGGGCUGACUCACCAACCAACCCUUUCUCCAUGGAUUUCGGUGGGAUUGCGAGGUGCUCAGCACCGCUGAAAAUCUUGCACUGACUCUCUGUAUAAAUUUCCACCCCGCUUUGUGGCGGUCUGCGGCAGGAACUGAGCACCCCUGGGUGCUGAACCUCGGACGCGCACGCACACGCUCGGGGCGUGUUUUAAGGCAGUGGUCCACAACAGAGUCUCUGGGGUCCUGGGGGUCCUGGGCAGGCACGAGGGUGGGGGGAGAACGUUGCCCUCUUGCGUGGAGUGGCAGCAGGAUGCGGAUUUGGGGCUGGGGGCUCCGAGUGAGCGCGGUGGGGUGAGCAGGGGCAGUGUGGGGGCUGUUGUGGCUGCUCUCUCCUGGCUCCCUCGCUGCUUUCCCACAGAAACGUUUGGCUGCAGGAUUUCCUUAACAAGCUUUAUGCUCCGUGAUUGCUGUGGGGCCUCGGUGUGUCCCUGCCUGACCUGGUGGCCCUGCUCCUGCAUGUGGGGCAGCUGGCCCUGGCACCGCAGGUAUCCAUCCCCUCCUUGUUCAUGAGGAUUAAUGCCUUUGAAUCUCCGUGUUUGAGCACUUUCCUAUCCAGGCUGGAGGCAGAAAGCAAGGGAAUACAGCGCUACCACUGCCUGCAAGGUCACGGGUGUCUGCUCGGGGCAGGGAACGCUGAUCCUGCAGCACAGGGAGGAGGACGGGCUUGUCCUCACACACUGCAAAAUCCUCCCCGUGCUGCUGGAACGCCACCAGGACAGAAUGCCUCCUGUGCUUGGGGUCCCGUGGGCUUGUGAGCCUUUGCUCUGCGUGCUCCAGCCCUGCACCCCCUCCUCAAGCCAUGGGACCCCCUCCCCAUCCCGUGCUCCCACCGAACACGCGGCUGCGGCGUCAGCCCCGGCCCUGGGUGCUGGCCACAGUGGYUGAGCACUGAGCAGAAGGCUAAAAUGAUUAAAAAAAAAUCCAAACCAAAACAGGACCGACCCCUAAUGUUGGAACAGUGGCUUUCAGGGCUAGAAUUAAAAAUAGAGAUAUAUGGAUAUAUUGUACAGGUGAGAGGCAGCCGUGGUCUGUACACGUGGGACCGGCUCUGUACACGCUCUGACUGCGCAGCCGCGCUACCACUGACGCGAUUCGUAAAAAAAAAAAACAAAA